Haliotis rufescens (red abalone) is the source of this 1161-nucleotide messenger RNA. RefSeq names its product sulfotransferase 1C2-like. Gene Ontology annotation, molecular function: sulfotransferase activity. Gene Ontology annotation, biological process: sulfation. Lineage: Eukaryota; Metazoa; Mollusca; Gastropoda; Lepetellida; Haliotidae. The transcript is spliced from 7 exons. Gene Ontology annotation, cellular component: cytoplasm. The record is from RefSeq and is a predicted model, not a curated record. The coding region runs from base 104 to 991 and encodes 295 amino acids.
CGGGUGAGGUAUUGCGACAACAGUCUAUUUUGAGAUAGUUCACUGACACAGGCGACGUCUUACAACAUUGAAAUAUCGUUGAUCUAGCACCUCGAUAUUUAAGAUGUCGACGGCAGCGGAGAAAGCAAUGGCGGCAGGGGUCAAUGUUGACCUGGUGAUGCUUGAUGGAUUUGUGCAGCCUGCUAUUCUAGUGGACAAGUUGAAGACAGUAAAGUAUGUUCCUAUCCGUGAAGAUGACAUCCUACUCUGCACAUACCCAAAGUCAGGCACUCACUGGACGUGGGAGAUCCUCAACAUGAUAGUGGCAGGAAAGGCUGAGUACGCCAAACACUGGCAGAACUCUGCCUGGUUGGAAUACAGGACUGAGGAAGAAUUGGCGGAACUGGCAUCCCCAAGAAUACUCCACACCCAUCUACGACCAAGCCAACUACCAGACGCAGUAUGGGACAAAAGAUGUAAGGUGGUGUACGUCAGGAGGAAUGCUAAGGAUUGCUUGGUGUCGUCCUACAAUCAGCUCAGCCAGCAGGUCUGGAAGGACAACCCUUUUGGGAAACGAAGCUACACGGGCACCUGGGACGACUUCAUUGAUCUUUAUCUCGACGGAUCUUUUCCUGGUGGAUCCUACUUCGAACACACAGUUGAAUGGAACAACAUUUCGAAAGCCCACAAAGAUUUUGAAAUUUGCAGACUGCAGUAUGAAGACUUGAAAAAGGAUUGCGUUCAGGAAAUAAGAAGAAUGGCAGAUUAUCUGGGACGCCGUCUACCGGAUCAAACAUAUCAGGCUAUAUCCGAUGCUUGCUCUUUUAAGAAUCUCAAGCACGCUAACGAAAAAAUAAAAGAUCAAACCUACCACUUUAACUGGCAAGAUGGUUCAAGUGGAUACUUCAGAAAAGGUAUAACUGGUGACUGGAAGAACUGGUUCACUGUGGCCCAGAGCGAGCGAUUUGAUAAAGUAUAUGAAGAAAGGUUGAAGGAAACAUUCCCAUACUGACAUAGGUUGAAUCAUGAGUAAUAUUUGUCCAUUUGUGUUUACAUUAGGACUAUGAAUACAGCAGGUGUUAAUGUACAAACGAACCAUAUUUAAUUAGUAUUAUAAUGCCAUUGCAUGUUCAUUUUCUGAUAAAUGUGUUGUCAUUAAGCUGAUAAUACGAUACAACUGUA